UCGAGUCAGACGUCCCACGUGUUCUGCUUAAGUAACUCGCUCGAGUGUAUUGAGUUGGCUGUGUGUUUCGAUGGAGGUAUAAAAAAUUAUUUUACAAUCAAAUAUAACAGAGUAGGAAUAUUGCUACAGAUCCACAAUAACUAUGUUAAAAUGUUUUGGACGUUUCAGUGUUCCUUAUAUCAUCCAAAGACAAUUGGGCCACUCUGCAGGCCUAGGAUUCCACUGGUACUGCCCAUCGAAUAAUAGCUGUAGAAAUUCACUUUUUGUAGCAGCACAAGAUAUGAAUUGUUGGCCUAGGCCUAGUCCGGGUAGUAAAAAGUUAUCGAAUAAUUUUGUUCGUAUCCAUUCAAGGCAGGUUCAUGUCAGGUUUUGCAAUGAAUGUUAUAAGGAGCAUCAUGAUGUCACACACUUUUUGUAUGGCAUAAAUAGACGAUUUUAUUCAAAUGAAAACAAUGAAUAUAUGAAGUUGGCAGAGAGAUUCCGUAACGAUUCUGAGGCAAAAUCAUAUAUGCAAGAGUUGUUGACGGAUUUUGAACGUUUGGAACCAGUUACAGAAGAGGAACGGACAAUUGUACAACCAAAUUUAGAACCUAGUCCCACUUUAAAAGAGGACAAAGAUGAACAUUUUCAGAAGGAUGAAACUUCAAGUUCAGAAACUAGGACGUCUGGUUUAGAAGAAGUACGCCAGGACAUCAGAGUCAACCAACAUCAAGUUACCGAACUGUCUGAAUCGAUGUUAGAAAAAGAUCAAGUUGGUAAGGAUGUAUUUAACAUUCAAGAGAUAGUUGAUUUGCUAAAAGAAGAGAAUGUGGCUGAUCUUUGCGUGAUUCAACUGCCAAAGAAGAUGAGGUAUGUCGACUACAUGGUGUUGGUUACAGGAAGAUCAACCAGACAUCUGAAGGCAAUGGCACAACAUUUGAACCAAAAGUAUAAAGAGAUGAAAGCUGAGUAUCACAGUUACCUGACCAUUGAAGGAAAAGACUCCACUGACUGGAUGUGUAUUGAUUUCGGAAAUAUAGUGGUCCAUUUCAUGCUUGAAGAAGCUCGAGAAAUCUAUGAACUUGAAAAAUUAUGGACACUUGGUCCCGAAUUCGACGAUCAAUCUCAAAGGAUGAAUGUAUACGAGAUGAGGAUGUUUAACAUGGACCAUGACCUCAAGGUCAUUGACCAAGAAAAGGCAACCACUGAAGAGGACAGUAUAGAUGAAAAUGGUGUAAUGGAUGAGACUAAACCAUGAACUGAUUAAAAAUCUAAUAGAUACAAUGAUCAGACACACCAUUGGGAUUCACUAUUUUGACUUUUAAAUAAAAUCAUUAUCAGGAUAAUAGGUUCAUAUUCUUAGUUUUAGUUCAAUUUUUUAUGAAAAAAUUUAAAAUAUAUAGCUAGCAAAAGAAUAAAUAUGAAGUGUGGUUAUUAAGAGCUCACAGCAUAUAAACAGGCUGCUGUGCGGGAAGAAUGACUAACCCCCCCCCACCCCACGCCUUGCACAGUCUGGCCCAAAUGCCAAGGGAAGAGGGACAGGCACUCCGGCUUGUGAGCCCCGAGCUUUAAUAAAUAUACUUGACAAGUUGAGAACAUUUUGGAAAGAACUACAGUACAUCAUUUUUUGAUGCCAGUAAUACCUCAGUUAUAAUAUAAGUCAUAGGCAGAAAUAUAAGAAUAACAUAGCAUUGCUAAAAAUUACUUACGCUAAAGUGGGUUAAAUAAUUCAAAUAACCAUCAAUUCUCAUUAGAAUAGGGAUUUAUUUCCACAUUCUUAAUUUUUGCACCCUUCCCCCAAGACCAAAACCAGCCUAUGCCCCUGUAAACGAAAGUUGAGCUGUGAAUUACAAAUUUAAAGAUUGGUGUCUCAUUGUGUCAAAUUUCAAAUAAACAAAGAAGACAAGCUUUUGUUUGGUGAUCACUCCAAAAGCCCCAGUUAUGAAUUUAAUUUCUUAACAUUUUAUAGUAAGCCAGUGCCUGAGAAAAAUCUGUGACAGGUCCAGGGCGUUGCAAAAUGGCACUCUUCUUUCCUCCUAGCAGCAGCCAAAUAAUUAUCCAGUGAAAUGCCAACAAAACCGACACUUCCAGGGAAAAUAGCUACCCAAAUCUUUACUACUAUGAUAGGUCCUCAAAUGCCACUUGUGCUUUGAGUAUUACCACCUAAAAUCUAAUCGGCAUAAUAUAUGGCAUCUACUGUACAAUAUAACAAACACCUUCUUUGUAUUAAAAUACCGUCUUGGUGUUAACAAUCAUACAAAUAUUGUAAAAGUAUUGCGUGGUGAAUGUCUAUUGCAGUAAAGUUAGCAUAUACACAAAAUGAGUAAAAAUUAUAUGAUGCGUAUUUCUAAAUAAUGAGCUGAUUACUGGAGUACCGUAUUAAACGUCGAACGGAAGCCCUUCUCUAUUUUUGCAAACUUUGGAUGGACUUCUUUUCAAGGCUUCUUUUGCAAAGUAAAGAGGGUGGGGGGGGGGCUUCUUUUCAAAAGUACUGCUGUAAAUUUUGGCAAUUACUACUAAAAAACAAUCAAUAUGCCACUGUUUUAUCAGUCUGUAUCAUGGAGUGUGUCAACAGGCAUUAAAUUACCUAAACUACUGUGUAUACCAAGCGUGUUUUAAUGUAUUGUUUCUUUGAAAUUCAUGUAAAGUGAAAAGAAACCGAUGCUAUCUUGAAAAGAGCCCAUGGGCUUCGUUUAGAGAUGGGCUUCUUUUUUAGGCUAAUUCGCAAACUAAUAAUUGGGUGGGAGCUUCAAUUCGAGAUGGGCUUGUUCUCGAGAUUCAGCCCAUUGGGCUUCCUGGCUCUUAUUCAAGAUGUUACUGUAUUUUAGUUACUUUAUUCCAAUAUCUUAGAAUAAUUAAGGACAUAAAAGUACAAACAAUGAAGGUAAAAAACAUAAACUAUUCGACCCCUCUAACUUGAUAGAUAUUUCUGUAAUGUCAAUGAAAUGCCAAUGAAACAACUGACCAAUCAGAAAAGCACUAUGAAUACGCACAUGUCCCCCAUUAUGUUUCCGUACGUUUACAUUGUCGUUUUAUGAGACCUUGCAUGCAACAAUUCAGUUUUAACGUAGAAAUCGUACGAAAAAUGUUUAAACCCUUAAAUUGUCUAGUAAAUCUGUUUUAUACCUUCAUGGUGAAAUUUAAUGGUUUAAAUAAAUAAAUUUCUUCAAAUUUAAA
Messenger RNA from Anneissia japonica, 3156 nucleotides. RefSeq lists its product as uncharacterized. Gene Ontology annotation, molecular function: ribosomal large subunit binding. Gene Ontology annotation, cellular component: mitochondrion. The record is from RefSeq and is a predicted model, not a curated record. Bases 143 to 1237 code for a protein of 364 amino acids. The transcript is spliced from 4 exons. Lineage: Eukaryota; Metazoa; Echinodermata; Crinoidea; Comatulida; Comatulidae. Gene Ontology annotation, biological process: negative regulation of translation; negative regulation of ribosome biogenesis.